AUGGGAGCUUCACAUUUGGUGAUCACGGCGCUUCAGUCACUCUUAAAACAACAUGAGUUAAAAAUUUCUAAGAGAACGUUAGAAGGGUUUAUAACGGAGAUUGAUCACGUGGCUCCCUGGUUCGUGUGCUCGGGGUUGCUGACGCUUGCCUCCUGGGAUAAACUGGAAGCGGGCCAAGGGGUGUUAGAGGAACUACAAGACAGCAUGUCAGAAACAGAACAAGAUAAGAGAUUAGGAGCUCAUAAAGAAAAAGGAAAGGACAUGUCUAAGAAGAAAAGCCCUUCUGUGGACACUAGGCCAACAGAAGUGAUAGAAAAGGGAAAGGAUGCCCUGGGAGAGAAAAGUAAAAAGGGAGAAAAGAAACUUGCUGAAUCAGUUAAUAAGUAUGGAGUGGAUGUUAAUUUUACAGUCAUGCAGCUUGAAAGACUCGCUAGUGUGGCCAUGACUCCAAAUGACUGGCAAAAUACAGUAAAGGCUGCUCUCCCCAGUAUGGGACAAUACUUAGAAUGGAAAGCCUUGUGGCAUGAUGCUUCUCAAACUCAGGCAAGGGCCAAUGCCCAUGCAGAAGAUAACCAACGGCAAUGGACCUUUGAUUUACUAACGGGGCAAGGCCAGUUCGUUCAUAAUCAGACAAAUUAUGAUUGGGGAGCAUAUGGCCAGAUCUCCACUGCUGCUAUUAAAGCAUGUAAAGCCCUCUCAAAAAAGGGUGAGGCCGGAGGACACCUAACAAAGAUUAUUCAAGGCCCCCAGGAGUCAUUCUCAGAUUUUGUGGCCAGGAUGACAGAAGCAGCAGGCAGGAUAUUUGGAGAUCCAGAACGAGUUAGGCCUAUGAUAGAACAGCUGGUAUAUGAGAAUGCCUCACCUGAAUGUAAGACGGUUAUUACUCCCAGAAGAGGCAAAGGGCUGACAGACUGGAUAAAGAUUUGCCGAGGACUUGGGGGCCCACUUACCAAUGCUGGCCUUGCGGCAGCUAUUUUGCAAAACAGGAACCGUCCUAAUCCUGGAGGCCAUAAAACCUGUUAUAAUUGUGGUAAACCGGGUCAUUUAAAACGAGAAUGCCGGGCUCCUGCACAAAAGAAAACUCCAGGGCUUUGUACCAAGUGUAGGAAGGGUUAUCACUGGGCCAAUGAGUGUCGCUCAGUUAGAGAUAUUCAGGGAAAACUUAUUCAACAUGAUAUCCCUCCAAAAGAAAGAAAUGAGAGUGUUCCAAAAAACGGGUUUCAGGGCCCCAGGUCUCAAGGCCCCAAAAAAUAUUGGACACAAAUGGGCAACAGGAAGACACAUCUAGCCGCAGAGCUACAAGAGGCUCCGCAGGAUUAG
Molecule: messenger RNA, 1320 nt
Organism: Meriones unguiculatus (Mongolian gerbil)
Lineage: Eukaryota; Metazoa; Chordata; Mammalia; Rodentia; Muridae
Product: endogenous retrovirus group K member 5 Gag polyprotein-like
Exons: 3
Coding region: 1-1320 (439 amino acids)
Biological process (GO): viral process
Molecular function (GO): structural molecule activity; nucleic acid binding; zinc ion binding
Source: RefSeq, a predicted model, not a curated record